AGGAGUUAAGGCUGACAGGAUUACUCUUAUCAGCUAUUAUUGCUGAGCCAAGAAACCAGCAGUGCUUUCAAGAAAGUGCUGCUUUGAGGACAGAGUAUGUCUGAGUGAUUCUUUCAAGCAUGCUUCAGAGAAGGACGGUCUCCUCUUACAAACUACCUGAGCUCCCACAGCACCACGCCCUGCUUUGAAGGCGAGGAUGUCAAACAGAGCUUGGGUGUGGUGGUGAGAAGCCUCUUUAGACAGUUGAUUCCAAGUGCCUCCCUCAAACCUUGGCACUGCAGUUGCAACAUCUGCUCUGCCAUAAUUGCUUGGAAAAAAACAACUGCUGCAAUCAAGGCACUGCAUAGAAGAGCAUGGAGAAAUUCAGAAGUAUUUUUCUCUUGUGCCUUGGCUUCCUUCUAGUCCAUGUAAGAGGUCAAGGUGAUUUUGAUUUAGCUGACGCCCUUGAUCACCCUGAUGACAUAAUUACCAGGAAGCCUACAGUGAUCAGAAGACCAACAAGACCUGUGUUCAACAAUGAUCUACAUUUAGGAGAUGCUCUUGGUGGGGGUGACAUCUCAAGAAAACCUUUAUACCCACCUCUUCCACCACGCCCAGGAAGUUAUGGUAAUUCUGGAGGUUUUGAUGAUUCAGAUCUCCUUGAUGGAAAGCCUUUACCACCAGGAGGAGAGGAGCAUCAUUUCAAUCAUGGAGGGAACACAGGGAACACAGAUUCGGGUUUAAUAGCUGGAGUUACAUCCCCUGUAAUUUCUGCAUUUGUAAUACUGGUUGUUGGAUCAAUAGCAGCCUACACUGCCUACAAGAAUAAUAAACUUUGUUUCAAACCACGUGGUGGGGCUACAGUGUAAACCACUGAGAGAAGAGCUGCUGUCUGAUCACAGGCUCCUUUGGUUGGUGACAUUCUACACUGCCAUUCUGACAGAAGAAAAUCUUUCUCUAAUGAAUGUUCUCUUGAGACAUUGCAAUCCUGCUCUCUCUAACCUGAUGUCACUUUUGCAUCUUGAGCUUUAUGUCAUCAAAGAUAUGCUGUGAUAUCCAGGGGUUGCAUUGCACUCUCUGACCUGAAUUCAUAAGGAUUGGAUACAGAUUUUGACUCGGAAGUUUUCUUAAGUACAAAGAAAUCAAGUUUGAUAUAAGCUAAAAAUGAAAAGAUUUGGGUUUGUGAGGAUUCGAGUCACCAAAUAAAAUUUUUUUCAGUUUUCAAAAUCAGCCAAAAAACUUAAUUCUUCUGAUAGAAUUGGGAUAGAAAAUUUGCCAUUUCCUUUCACACUUGCUGGGUUUCUCCAGUAUAUUUCUGUAACGUUUACUAUGUUUAAAGAAAAUCUAAACAUAGUAAGUGGGAUAUGACAGCCCCAGGGAGUUAGACUCCAGAAGGAUUAAAAAUUUGAAUGCCUUUAAUUUGUAUUUAUGUUUGAAUACUAGCAAAGUGAAAGGAACUAUAGCUAGAAGAUUCAUUCUUAAUUUUAUAAUAUAUUGAAAAGAUUAUGCAUAUUGACAAACCACUGUUUAAAAUACAUUAGAGAGGAACACAUGCUAAUUCUAUUUAUUUAUUUAUUUAAUUGAUUAAUUACUGAAAUGGUAUUUAGCUCUUCUCAGGAACUAGAAUUUCACUUAAGUUUCUUUUCUCUUCUUGAAAACUUAGGCCCUGCUCUAGGAACCUUUGAAGACAUUAAUCUAGCAAGAUGGUUUUUUUAAGUAUUAUUCGUAACUUUUGGAAAGGGAAAAUGGGUACAAAGCUUUUUCUGAUUCAUUUAGAGUGAGUUUAUGAUGCUUCAAUCUAAAAAUCUAAGUCACAGUGACUUUUAAACUUCAUACUAUGUGGAGGUGUGGUUGACAUAGUUUUUCUAGCUAGACUGUUUUAUGUCUUUCCCUCAUUCCUGAUCAACCUUGCUGUUCUGAUAAUGUCCUCAUAUAAAACUGACACUUCUCCUGUCUCUCUGCCUUCAUUUAGCUAACUGGAUCAGCAAGUAAAUGAAAUACAGAUGAAAGCUGGCAAAACUAGCAGUUGACUGACAACAUUCUGCAAUAGAGCUAUCUGAGCUUACUUUUUAAAGCAUAAGGAAAUUGGUGUGGUUUUAGCUUCAUUUUAUAUGCAAAACAUGGUUUUUGUUACUGCAAUUCCAUUUAUAUGGAGGUGAAUAUGAUUUUGUGUUCAUUACACCAUUGAAAGGAAGACAUAUACUAAAAAAGUACUUUUCAUAAAAUAAAAUACUAUUUAUCUAAAUUGUAUAUCAUAUGGAUAUAUAUUAAUUGCUUGCUUGAUUACCACUUUUUUUUUUUAUCCUGAAAGAAAUGAUCAUGUACAUCAGUUUAAACAUAGAAACAUCAUGACAAUAUACAAACAAAUGAACACCUUUGUGGCUAUCACUUUCAGCUUAUGAAUGAGAAAAUAUUUUUAAUAAGGUUUUCAAGGACAUUUAAUAUUUAUUUUAAAAUAUUAAUUUUCCAUACUAAUAGUUAAAAAAAUAUUGAUAUAUGUUUUGUCAGACAGACAUAAAAAUUUGAUUAAUGAAAUGACAAGUGUUUUGUUGUUGCAACUUCAGUUGUUUGUUCAACCAUGAAAAUACAUAUUUUGCUUCUUUCUCUUCAAAAUUUUCAAUAAACACCUACCAUGUUUUAUCUAAGAUGACCCAA
This is a messenger RNA of Prinia subflava (tawny-flanked prinia), 2634 nucleotides long. It is a transcript of the gene XG, whose product is annotated as Xg glycoprotein (Xg blood group). The coding region runs from base 354 to 848 and encodes 164 amino acids. Gene Ontology annotation, cellular component: plasma membrane. Gene Ontology annotation, biological process: positive regulation of neutrophil extravasation; homotypic cell-cell adhesion; T cell extravasation. The transcript is spliced from 10 exons. Lineage: Eukaryota; Metazoa; Chordata; Aves; Passeriformes; Cisticolidae. The record is from RefSeq and is a predicted model, not a curated record.